Messenger RNA from Melanotaenia boesemani (Boeseman's rainbowfish), 1363 nucleotides. Its product is annotated as phosphatidylcholine transfer protein. The coding region runs from base 32 to 673 and encodes 213 amino acids. The record is from RefSeq and is a predicted model, not a curated record. Lineage: Eukaryota; Metazoa; Chordata; Actinopteri; Atheriniformes; Melanotaeniidae. Gene Ontology annotation, molecular function: phosphatidylcholine intramembrane carrier activity; phosphatidylcholine binding. The transcript has 6 exons.
UGACGAGUGGACUGAAAGGACUGGAGCCGUCAUGUCGCUGCAGUUCACGGAUGAGGAGUUCCAGAGCGCCUGGAAAGAGCUGGACGAGCCGCAGCUGGACGGAGGAUGGGAGCUCUUCACCGAGACGAUGGGAGUCAAAAUCUACCGACUCUACGAUAAGGAAACUGGACUGUAUGAAUACAAAGUCUUCGGCGUGCUCAGCUCCUGCACUCCAGAGCUGUGUGCAGACGUCUACAUGGACCUGAUGUAUCGCAAACAUUGGGAUGGAUAUGUGAAAGAGCUCUACGAGAAGGACUUUAGUGGACAAUCUGCAAUUUACUGGGAAGUAAAAUACCCAUUCCCUCUUUCCAACAGAGAUUAUGUGUACGUGAGGGAACGGAGAGACCUGGAUGUGAAUGGCAGGAAGAUCUGGGUGAUCCUGGCUAAAAGCUCCCCCGGUACGCCAUGUCCUGAGAAGAGUGGUGUGCUACGGGUCAAAGACUACAAGCAGAGCGUCGCCCUGGAGAGUGACGGGGCCUGUGGAACCAGAGUUUUCAUGAAUUACUUUGACAACCCCGGAGGUAUGAUUCCUACAUGGCUGGUCAACUGGGCAGCAAAGAGCGGGGUUCCAGGUUUCUUAACAGACAUGCAGAAGGCUUGCAGCAACUACAACAACUACUGCCAGAAGAAGUGAAUGCAGCUGAUGCUAAAGGGCUAACAUCAGUUUUUUAAAUUUUCUCUGGGGGAGGAGGUACUUUGGGGAUGUGUGUGGGGGGAUGUGGUACGGUGUGGGCUGCCACUUGUUGUCAUAACUUGCUGUUUACUCAGGCAUGACGUGCAUGACCGGCCGCCCUCAUUAAAAGGCCGGUGUGAAUCCGUUAAUGUUCCGAUCUGCUGUAUUAACCAAAUACUUUGGUGUCUCAUUUAUGCAAUCAUGAGCUCCACUCCCAGCAGGAUUUAGGAGCAGUCAGUUGAAAUUUUUUUUCCAAGUAUUUCUACAGAAUAAGGGGCAUCAAGCCGCCUGUGUUGUACUGAAUUUCAUCACUUUACAUUGUUUUGUUUUUGUUUACUGUUCAGUGAGGUUAUUGCAAUGCAUUUUAAUUGUGGGUUUGAUCACACUGGAAUCUUUUUUUUUUUUGUCUUUUUUGAAUCACUGGAAUUAAUUUAUUUGCACAAUCAUAGCUAAACUUUUAGCGGGUUUCAAUUCUUGACUUAUGCAAAUGUUCAUAAAGUGAAAGAUGCCGUUUUAUCUUAGAUAUUGUAUUGAUCUAGGCCAGGGGUGCCCAAGUUCGGUCCUCGAGAUCUACCAUCCUGCAACUUUUAGAUGCAACCCUUCUCCAACACACUUGAAUCAGAUGUCAUCUGCAUGCCAUUCCGCUUUGCA